Molecule: messenger RNA, 816 nt
Organism: Anoplopoma fimbria (sablefish)
Lineage: Eukaryota; Metazoa; Chordata; Actinopteri; Perciformes; Anoplopomatidae
Product: UPF0687 protein C20orf27 homolog
Exons: 5
Coding region: 26-562 (178 amino acids)
Source: RefSeq, a predicted model, not a curated record
CUUCCCAAGUCCUAACCGCAUUACCAUGGCAACAGGAAGAAAAGGCUCCACCUCCAAGGCCGGUGGGGUGCGUUUCCCUGACGACGACGAGCCCCCCGGAUCUCCAACACGGAGAGACGAUGAGUCAAACCUCUCUACUCUCGUUGCUAUCCCAGAGAAGGAUGGCAGCUACUUGGUCAAGGCUGGUUUCCUGAAGAGCCACCACUGCUAUGAGAUCGUAUUUACCGUCCCAGAUGUCCCCACUCUGGGCAAAGAGCUGUCUUGUGGCCCGUCCUCCUCUCCAACUCGAAAGUUCCCCAACCUCCGGGUCCAUCGUAUAAGCUCCACACUGGAGGGAGGAGUCAAGGUUACAUGCGAGUACAGGACCCACCAGGAGGGGGUGCUGCAGGAGGAGAUCACUCUGGUAACCAGAGGGAGAAAAGGCAGCAGUCUGAAGGUCAGAUUCCAGGCCAAGGUCAUUGACCCACAUCACGGGACUCCCAUGCUGCUGGAGGGGGUGACGUGUCUUGAUGCUCAGAAACACACCCACAGAAAGCACAGCAGCGACCGUGAGAGGAUAUGAUGGAAAUGAUACACAAAUAUGAUGUAUAUGUGUCUGCCACAGUGUUAUUCAAAGUCUGGGUCAGGGACCAACACCAAAUUAGAAACUGCUUUAUUUGACUGGGACACAUUGGUUCUGUGAUGCUAUGAUUUGCUAAUGUGGCAUUCCAAAAUAUUUGUCAGAAAAUACGGUUAAACACCCGUCUGCAGCUCUUGGUGGGCCUUUAUCAAUCCAGUUUAGAUAGCCAUGAGCCUCUGUUGGUGGAGGUCACCAGA